CCUCCCGGGCCGCGGGGCGUUUGUGGCGGCGUAUGCAGCUUCGGGCCGAGUGUCGGCGGAUUCCCACGGGCGCUGCGGGCGGCGCUCAGGCCCUCAGGGCCUCGGGAGGACGUGCGGCCGAAGCCGGGCGGGAGGUGAGCGGCCAGGGCUGGAGCGCGGGACUGAGGCGGCCCGGGCCUGAUGCGACGCUGGGGCGGGCGGCUCCGCUCGGCCUCCCAGGGCGUCGGCUGAGCGUUCCCGGCCCGGAGGCCUCUGCCCUGGGCGUCGACUGACCCGACGGACGCGGCCGGGUACCGGGCUGCAGUUCGCGCCGCCGCCCGCCCCGCGGAGCCGCCAGGUCGGUCGCGGAGCUUUUCUCCGGGAAUCUGGACCUCGCUGCUGACAGCAGCAGAGAAACGGGGCGGGCAGAGCUCGAGGUGGAGAAUCGUUCCAGGUCGGGAGACAGCGGGCGCCGGGAUGCGAGGGAACCCGGGCGUCUCCUCCUCGCCGGUGCCCUCGGGCCGUGGCCCCAUUCCAGCUUCAGUUUCCCGAUCUGCAAAAUGGGCUGCAGCGGUGCCACCUGGAGCCGUGGGCUGCCGUGUAGGGCGAAGCCUGGCCCAUGUCCGCCGUCUGUCUUGGAGCCGCACCCAUCCUUUUGGAAGAACCCAGAAAGAACAUGGCUCCUGAGCAGAGGCAAGCGAGGCCCCAGGUGUCAGUGACGUUUGAGGAUGUGGCCGUGCUCUUUACUCGGGAUGAGUGGAAGAAGCUGGAUCCCUCUCAGAGAAGCCUGUACCGAGAGGUGAUGCUGGAAAACUACAGUAACCUGGCCUCACUGGGAUUUCCAUUUACCAAACCAAAGAUGAUCUCUGUGUUGCAGCAAGGAGAAGAACCCUGGAAAGUAGAGAAAGAAAGUCGAGUCUCUUCUCUUGGAUGUAAGAGCAGUCUCCAAACCACAAAAUCAACCCAAACUAAAGAUGCAUCAUUUCAGGAACUAAUGAAAAGACUCAAAAGGGAUGAUCCCUGGGACUUCACAUCAGAAGAACUCUACAGAUCUGAUAACAGUUUUAAAAAACAGGAGAAAAAUGAAACUUUACAAAUAAUUUCAAUCACCCAUAUGAAAAUCAUUAGUAUAGAUAAAAGCCAUAAGAAUUUUGAAUUUAGUUCAGACUUCAGCCUGAAAUCAGUGGUUAAGAAGCAAAAGAUUGCUAGAGAAAAAACACAAAGAAAUAGUUUCAAGGAGAAUUCAAAUUCACUGAACCAACCAAAAAUCAAGACUGCAGAGAAACGCUAUAAAUGUAAUACUUGUGAAAAAGCUUUCAUUCACAAUUCAUCCCUUCGUAAACAUCUGAAAAAUCAUACUGGAGAGAAAUUAUUUCAAUGUAAAGAAUGUUUGAAAGCUUUCAGCCAAAGUUCUGCUCUUAUUCAGCAUCAAAGAACUCAUACUGGAGAGAAGCCCUACAUAUGUAAAGAAUGUGGGAAAGCCUUCAGCCAUAGUGCAUCCCUCUGUAAGCAUCUAAGAACUCACACUUUGGAGAAAUCCUAUACAUGUAAAGAAUGUGGAAAAUCCUUUAGCAGAAGGUCUGGCCUGUUUUUGCAUCAAAAAAUCCAUGCCCGAGAAAAUCCUCAUAAAUACAAUCCAGGCAGGAAGGCAUCCCUUUCAGGGUGUCAAAGAAUUCAUUCAAGAAAAAAGACCUAUUUGUGUAAUGAAUGUGGCAACACCUUUAAGUCUAGCUCAUCUCUUCGUUAUCAUCAAAGAAUCCACACUGGAGAGAAACCUUUCAAAUGCAGUGAAUGUGGCAGAGCCUUCAGUCAGAGUGCAUCACUUAUUCAACAUGAAAGAAUUCACACUGGAGAAAAGCCCUACAGGUGUAAUCAGUGUGGGAAAGGUUUCACUUCUAUUUCAAGACUCAACAGACACCGAAUAAUUCAUACUGGAGAGAAGUUUUAUAACUGUAAUGAGUGUGGUAAAGCCUUAAGUUCCCAUUCAACCCUUAUUAUUCAUGAGAGAAUUCACACUGGUGAGAAACCAUGUAAAUGUAAAGUGUGUGGGAAAGCCUUCAGACAAAGUUCAGCUCUGAUCCAACAUCAGAGAAUGCAUACUGGAGAAAGACCCUAUAAAUGUAAUGAGUGUGGGAAAACAUUUAGGUGUAACUCAUCCCUAAGUAAUCAUCAGAGAAUUCAUACUGGAGAGAAACCUUAUCGAUGUCAGGAAUGUGGGAUGUCAUUUGGCCAAAGUGCAGCUCUUAUUCAACAUCAAAGGAUUCAUACAGGAGAAAAACCCUUUAAAUGUAACACAUGUGGGAAAAGUUUUAGACAGAGCUCCUCACUUAUUGCACAUCAGCGAAUUCAUACUGGAGAGAAACCCUAUGAAUGUACUUCAUGCGGGAAGCUCUUCAGCCAGAGAUCUUCCCUUACCAAUCAUUAUAAAAUUCAUAUUGAAGAGGACUCCUUGAACACAGAUUUGCAUGAGUAAAAGCCUUUCACCAAAGCUAUCAUAGGAUAUAUAUUUCAUAUUGACUUAAUAAAUAAAAUGAAUUUGAGGAAAUUUUAAUUUAGUCCUCUUCAGAUAUUAAAAUUGUAAGAAUAAACCUUGGAUAUGUAAUAAUUAUAGAGAAAAUUUUCGUACUUGUCAGUUGCAGACAUUGACAGGACACCUUGUAAAAGAGACUUUUUUCAUUCUCUUUGUCAGCAUUAUAUAAUAUAUGCAAUAUGCAGACAUUAAAAAAAUCUGAGUUCAGGAGUUCUGGGUUUCUCAGAAAAAAUAUCAGCUCACAUAUUUACUACAGCAAGUAUUUUAAUAGCAAAUAAAAUUAAAUACAUGACUUUCUAAAGCAAGGAA
This is a messenger RNA of Nannospalax galili (Upper Galilee mountains blind mole rat), 2818 nucleotides long. RefSeq names its product zinc finger protein 354B. The record is from RefSeq and is a predicted model, not a curated record. The transcript has 5 exons. Gene Ontology annotation, molecular function: RNA polymerase II cis-regulatory region sequence-specific DNA binding; DNA-binding transcription factor activity, RNA polymerase II-specific. Bases 599 to 2452 code for a protein of 617 amino acids. Lineage: Eukaryota; Metazoa; Chordata; Mammalia; Rodentia; Spalacidae. Gene Ontology annotation, biological process: negative regulation of transcription by RNA polymerase II; regulation of cytokine production; regulation of immune system process.